GUUUCCAAAGUUAACGGCGUAUUAAUCCCGAACAACCAGACAUGAAGUCGUUCGUAGCGCUCGUCUUGUUCGCCGGUGCCUUCGUAGUGCAAGCUCAUCCUCGACGGGUGGUGACUCUUCCUUCCACGACUACCCGCCAUACGACUUCCAAUCCCACCGAAUCGGUAGCGAAAAAUCGUGUCCUACCUGCAGAUACAAGAAAAGAAGAUUGGAAUCAAAAGCUGGAUGGCUUCAAGUCGUUUUUCUCUGAAUUCGGUAGGAAACCCGAUGCGGGUUUCCCGGAUUACCAGAAGAGGGACUACAACGUUCAAGACGAGGAGUUCAACUUUAACAACGACUCUCAGUCCUUCAAAAUGGGAACUGAGUCGGCGACCGAAGUGAAGUAUACGCAAAAUACAACGAAAGGAACCGUGUUUGGUCCUCAAAACUUGCUGGACGUUAGAGACAACGGUUGCCCACCUGGGCAAUUGAUGGACCCGCUGGGCGAUUGCCACCUACAGGAAAACUGAAUUGUUUGAACGAAAAUUAGUAUUACAUCAUUUUAGCGAAACUAUUGGAUGCUUUAGUUAAAUAUAUUUUAUUUAUUUUGACUUUUUUGUGUUGUGGUGUGAAUUCACGUAUGGAACCAUUAGAGCUGUAGUG
Messenger RNA from Phyllotreta striolata, 642 nucleotides. The record is from the annotation of a GenBank genome assembly. NCBI's taxonomy places the organism in Eukaryota, Metazoa, Arthropoda, Insecta, Coleoptera, Chrysomelidae.